UGUUAUUAAUAAUUAAAAAUAGAAUGAUAUAUUUAUAUACUCAAAUAUUUAGAAUUAAAAAACAAUAAUAAUUUAAUAAUUUUUUUGUUUUUAUUUUAUUUUUUAAAUUUGUUUCUUUCUUUUUCAUUAUAUUGCAUCUAACUAGUUGUUGUUUAGUAUUAUAGUAUUAUUUUAAAAUAUUAAAAAGUAAACCAAAUAACUAGUUUAGUUUUUUUUUUAUUUUAAUUUUUAUUUUAAUUUAAAAUUAAAAUUUUCAUUCCUUUUUUUCAUUUUUUCAAAACUUAAAUUUUAUUUCAAACAUUAUAUAUCAAUUAUUUUUAAUAAUAAUAAAUAAUAAAAAUUUUUUUUUUAAAAAAAAUAAAAUUGUAUUUUUAAUGUUUGUAAUAUAUUUAAUAAAUGGAGUAUAAAAGUUCUUUAGAUAAACCAAUUGUUAGAGAUUCAAAAGUUAGAAAUGUGUUCCAUAAAGUUUGUAAAAAAGAAUUGUUUUAUACCAAUUUAAAAGUUAAUACACAAUCAGAAGAACUUUUAAAAUCAUCAAAAAGACUAUUUGCAUAUCCAUCAUUAGUUGGAGGAGGAUCAUGUUUAGCAAUUAAUAAAAUUGAAAAUCAUGGCAAAUCUGCAGAUACACCAUUUUGUAUUAAAGGGCAUACAGAUCCAAUUUCAUGUUUCGAAUUUAGUAAUUUUAAUGAUCAUGUAGUUGCAACUGGUAGUAGAGAUUGUACAAUUAAAAUUUGGGAGGUACCAGAAGAAGGCUUAAAGGAGAAUUUGGUCACCCCAUUAAUUUCAUUACCAAAACAGUCAAAGAGAAUUACAGGUGUAUAUUUCCAUCCAUCAGUGGAUUCAUUAUUUGUAUCAAGUUCAAUGGAUUACAGUAUCGAUUUGUGGGAUUUGGCUCAAGAUAAUGGAGCUGUAGUUCAAAAGUUAACAGGUAAUGAAGAUCUAGUAAUGUCUGUUGGAUGGAAUACUUGGAGUGGUGGUGAAAGGUUAGCAACAUCAUCAAGAGACAAAAAGAUGAGAUUAUAUGAUCCAAGAAGUUCAAAUACACCAAUCGCCACUGUAUCGACUCAUGAAGGUGCACAAGGUUUUAAAUUAACAUGGGCUGAUUCGAAUGGUUUAGAUUUGCUUUGUACUGUUGGUGCCAAUAAAGCCGCUCAACGUCAAUUAUUCAUUUGGGAUCCACGUCAGUUACAAGGUGCUCAAGGUCCAGUUGUUUCUAAAAAUGUUACUACAGAUUCUUCAAUUCUCUCACCAUACUAUGAUUAUGCUACCAAUAUUCUUUAUUUAGGUGGUAAAGGUGAUGGUAUUUACUAUUACGAGUUGGAAAAGAAAGAUGCUCAUUUAAUUGGCAAAGCCGCUUUUGGUAAUGCAACCCAGAGUGCAAUUUCUUUAUUACCAAAAUCUGUCGUAGAUGUCAAUCUCUGUGAGAUCGAUAGAUUCCUUCGUUUAACUAAUAAUUGUGUCGAAAUGGUCUCAUUUAUUGUACCAAGAAAAUCUCAAUUGUUCCAAGAAGAUAUAUUCCCACCAUCCCCAUCUGGUGAUCCAACUACCGAUUGUUCACUUUGGUUCCAAGAUAAAAAUCUCAAAGUUAUACCACAUACUACUUCAAUGAAGCCAGAGGGUGCCACUUCAAUUUAUGAUGUAUCAGAAGAGGAGGGAGGUAAAAGUAAACAAAAAGAUAAAUUAGAACAACUUCAAAGUAACACAUUAAAUAAUAAGGAAACCUUUAUUACAGAAGGUAUUGUUAAACAGGACAUUGAAGGUUGGUUAUUUAACACUUAUGAACCACGUUAUUUAAAGAUUGUCAAAGAUAAAAUUUAUUGUUUCCUCAAUGAAGACUCAGCUCAAGCUAAUUGGGAAGUUGCUAUUAAUAAUAUUAAAUAUGUAGAUAUUUAUCAAGAUCCAAAUUCAGGAGAAAAAUUAGACCCAGAAUGGGCUACUCGUUUCAAUAUUAUUUUAUCAAAUGGAAAAGAAUAUAGAAUGGAAUGUGGCUCUAUUGAACAAAGAGAUGCUUGGACUACUUCAAUCAAUGCACACAAGGAAAUGAAGACCCAGCUUGAUAGUCAAAACACUUCACCAACAUUAGGUGAGUUCCAUUUGGUAAACACUACUCCAAAUAAUGCUGCUUCCCCAAUGAAUAUUUCAGAAAAUAAUAAUAAGGCAUUACCAAAGUUUGGUGCACCACCACCAUCAUCAUCAUCUAAACCACCACUUUUACCACCAUCGUCAUCAUCACCAUCAACCUCAUCCCCAUCAACUUCAUCCCCAUCUACUACACCAGGUUCAGGUACCCCAACAGCUACCAGACACAGCGUUUUAUCAAGAAAUCCAUCAUAUACAUCAUUAAAACUUUCAGGUGGUAUGUCUAAACCAUCAACACCAAACAAUAAUGCAGUAGCAUCACCAUUAUCAAUUUCAGCAAAUAAUGGAGGUGGUAGUUUAAAUAAUUCAACUGGUAUGUCGGCACCAUCUUCAUCAUCCUUAUCAUCUAGCACAGGUAUCAAACAAAAUGAAAUUGUUAUUGAAGGUGCAUUGACUGAAUUAGUACCAGGCCUACUUUGGAAUUCAAAUGUUGAAAAAUGGUAUGUUGUAUCCGAAGGUAUGCUUUACGGCUAUAAAAAUAAACAAUUAAAAGCAUUGGAUCCAAUUGAAACUAUUCAUUUAGAAAAAGCAAUUUCAGCUCAUAAGACAAAAGAAAUUUUUACUAUUCAAGGAUUUAGUUUCCAAUUAUCAACACCAAAUCGUAUUAUUCAUUUACUCUCUAAAACUAAAGAGGAACGUUCAUCAUGGUUAUCAGUUUUAAAACAAAAUUUAAAGAGCUCAGGAGAAUCAAAACCAGCUAAACUUACAAGAACUCCAACUACUGAAGAGUUAGUUUCAGCUCCAUUAGAUGAUGAGAAUAAUACAAAUGAAGGUGGUAUUGAAGAGGAAGAGGAAGAAGAACAAUUGGAAGGUCAAAUGCAAAGAAAAUUACCAGGUAUCUUCUCAAUGUGGGGACAAUGCUUUGUUUCAUUAUUAGCAGAGGAUUUAUUUGUCUCUAAAAAUAAAAUUUCAACCGCUCCAGAAUUACGUAUUCAAUUAUCAAGUAUUUCAGCCAUUAAAAAAAAUUCACCAAAUGAAUUUACUCUUUUCGAUGGAAACAAUGCUGUUGUUUGUAAUUUCCGUACUAUUUUACCAACUGAAGAUUUUGAUGAUUGUAAACGUUGGAUAGAAGGUUUAGAGGCAGCUAGAAAGCGUUCCAUUGAUAUUAUUAAAAUGUUUGGUAUUAACGAAAAAGAAGUAUUAUCAUCAAGCGAAAUCAGUCAUGAAGAAGAGAAUCUUGCUCGUUUCUUAGAUAUCAACGCAAUUAAAAAUGGUAAACAAAAGGUUUUGAUUCAAGUCAAAGGAAAAAGAAAGAUUCGUGUCAGAGUUGUUAAACUCUCAAGUUCAUCAUUAAAUACUCAUAACUCAUUUAUUCUCGAUGCUGGUCCAAGAAUUUUCGUAUGGGCUGGUAGCAAAGCAUCACGUGUAAAUAAAGCUAAAGCAUUAGAUUUUGCAAAUAGAAUUCGUCAAAAAGAAAGAGGUGGUAAAUCUACAUUAAUUCAAUUUGAUGAAAAUCGUGGUGAUGAUCAAUCAAUGGACUUUUGGGAUAUCCUUGGUGGUAAACCAACAUCACCAAUUGCCACAACACCAACUCCAGAGGAACAAGAUGCUGAAAAUAUUAAAACCUCAAUCUAUCGUAUUGGUUUAGAUAGUAAAAAGAACUCUUUACGUGCUCGUUUAGCUUGGGAAGGUAGUGAUUGGCGUCUUCCAAACAAAGAAAUCCUCAAUACCAAAUUUGUAUUUGUUAUUGAUUGUGUCUCUGAAAUCUUUAUUUGGGUCGGUAAAGAAUCAUCAUCAAUGCAAAGAAAAAUGGCAAUUAAGGUCGCAUUAGUAUUACAAGCCCAAUCAGACCGUACCGAUUGGACUAAAAUCACCAGAGUCAAUGAAUUUGGUGAAAAUAAUCUUUUCAAAGAGAAAUUCGCAAAUUAUCCAGGUAUGUUACCAAUCUCUACCACCAAGCAAGAAAUUAAAAACUAUGUUGCAACUCAAAAAGCUGAACAUAAGCUUGAAGUUUUAUCUGGUCGUCUCAAUACUCCAUUCGUUGACAAUGAAGUUAUAUUUACCAAUGAAAGUGGCCGUAUAAAGAUUUGGAAAAUUGAAGACUAUGAAAAGAUCGAUCAUCCACAAUCACUCUAUUCAAACUUUUACUCUGGUGAUAGUUAUAUCGUAUUAUAUACCUAUAUGCUUAAUAAUAAAGAGGCUCAUGUCAUUUAUUAUUAUUUGGGUAGAGAUAGUACAAUCAACGAAAAAGGUACAUCAGCUUAUUUAACUGUUGAUCUCCAAGAAUCAUUAACUGGUAGUUGUGUUCAAGUUCGUGUUGUUCAAAAUAAAGAAUGUCGUAACUUUUUAAAUUUAUUCAAGGGUAAAAUGAUUACACACAAAGGCAAAUUCAAUAAAUAUGAUGCUAAUCAAACUGCUCUUUAUCAAGUUAAAGGAAAAGAUAGUAUUGAUUGUCGUGCUGUUCAAGUUGAUGCCUCCUCAUCAAUGUUAAACACUUUAAAUAGCUAUGUUUUAACCAAUGGUAAAGAUAAAGUAUUUAUUUGGAAUGGUAAAUUCUCAUUGGAGGUCCAACAACAGACAUCAAAUAAUAUUGCAAGAAUUUUAGCAGAAUCAAAUAAUAAAGAAAUUAUUACAAUCAGAGAAGGCCAAGAAACUGACGAUUUUUGGAGCUUAAUUGGAGGAGAUAAAUCUCUUGAUAAAUAUUUCAAUAGUUUAACAAUUCAACAAAGUACUAUUCCAACAUCAUUCAAUUAUGAAUCACGUCUUUUCAUUUGUAACAACUCAUCAGGUAUCAAUGAAAUUAAUGAAGAAUCACCAUUCUCUCAAGAUGAUUUAGAAAUUGGUUCAGCAUGUAUUUUAGAUGUUCAAAGUCAUAUUUAUAUUUGGUUAGGUACUCGUUGUGCUCAUCGUGCUAAGCGUGCUUCAAUGGAAGCAGUUUUAGAUUUUAUCAAAAAAUCCAAAUUUGGUCAUUCUAUGGAACACACUAAAGUCCAAAUUAUUGAACCAUUCCACGAACCAAUUGAAUUUAGAGCAUACUUUAGAAGUUGGUGUACCUCAAAAUAUCCAAAGAACAAAUUACCACUCGUUGAAAAACCAGCCAUAGAUGUCAACAUUAUUCUUAAAGAUUACCUCAAAGAAAUCUAUUCAUACGAAGAAUUAUUAGCAGAUCCAUUACCAGCAGGUGUCGAUUCAACCAAAUUAGAAAAUUAUCUCUCUGAUGAAGAAUUUGAAAAAGUUUUCAACAUGAAGAGAUCAGAAUGGGAAAAAAUUCCAACUUGGAAACGUGAACCAAUCAAAAAGAGUUUAUAUUUAUUCUAAAAACAACUUUUUAUAUAUAAUAAUAUUUAUCACCACUCUAUAUAAUAAUAUAAUAUAAUAUAUCUUAAUUUAUAUAUUUAUUUUUUUUAACCACUAAAAAAAAAAAAAAAAAAAAAUAUUCCAUAUAAAUAUGUAUCUAUUUAUUAAAAAUAAAAAUCAUUUGUAUAAAUAUAUUUAUUUACAUAAAUAUAACUACUAAUUUUAAAAUCAU
Molecule: messenger RNA, 5608 nt
Organism: Dictyostelium purpureum
Lineage: Eukaryota; Evosea; Eumycetozoa; Dictyosteliales; Dictyosteliaceae
Exons: 3
Coding region: 397-5397 (1666 amino acids)
Biological process (GO): cytoskeleton organization; barbed-end actin filament capping; actin filament severing
Molecular function (GO): actin filament binding; phosphatidylinositol-4,5-bisphosphate binding
Source: RefSeq, a predicted model, not a curated record